This is a messenger RNA of Brassica rapa (field mustard), 3176 nucleotides long. RefSeq lists its product as uncharacterized. The record is from RefSeq and is a predicted model, not a curated record. NCBI's taxonomy places the organism in Eukaryota, Viridiplantae, Streptophyta, Magnoliopsida, Brassicales, Brassicaceae.
AUUCAAGGAAGGGUCGGUGGUGGAUGCUUAUUUUAAUACUUUGUUGAGUACCCCUUUUCAAAUUUACACUCAGGAGGAGGACAUUUUCACAAAUACCUAAUUGUUUAGUAGCCGAAAGACAAUAAUAACCCUCGCAAUUUUAACCUUUUCUCUCGAAUCUCUCUAGCUCGCCAUCGAAGGCGACGAGAUUACAGAGCUACGACGGCGAUUCUAGCAACGGCGACGACAAAAGGUCUUCUCUCUCACUAGUCACGCCGUCUCUCUGGAAAGAGCAUCCGGUGACGACGAAUAACAAUCAGACUAUACGAUUCAAAAUUUCAUCUCAAAAAAUGUCGUCUACUCCUCACGAUUCUCCUCUACACGAUUCUCCUAUACACGAUUCUCCUCUUCACGAUUCUCCUAUUCAUGAUUCUUAUCUUCACGAUUCUCUACAAUUGGAUAGCAACGAGUUUUGCACAACCUUGAAAUUGCCUGGGAGGGUUUAUGAAGCUGUAGAAACACCAGAUAAUCCCAAAGCGAUAAUCCAUCACUCAAAGAUUGAUUAUAUCGAGAAGGUGGAAGAUAUAUUAGGAAAAGAAGAGUUUUCUUUCAUAGAGAACUCUCACAUUGGGAGCAUUUUGAAGUUGGUUAAAAGGAAUAGGGUUCAAUUUUCAGAAGAGUUGUUCCAUUUUCUAAUGCAGCGAAGAGUAUUGACGCAAGGAGAGGAUCUCUGGUUUACUUUCUCGGACCAGCCUAUGAGGUUUUCACUAAGGGAAUUUCAUCUGACAACAGGCUUACGUUGUGAGGAAGAUCAGACAAUAACAGAGCCGCUGUUCAAAAUAAUGAAGAAGCCAUACAUUUGGAUGCUGGGCAAGAUUGAUAAGUUUACGGUGAGAACGUUAUAUGAAAUGUUUAAAAAGAAAGCACGAAGCAUGCCAACACUAGAAAGAUUAUCCCUUGGAACAGCAAUACUCACAGAAGCGGUAAUUAUGGCAGAAAAUCCGAGUUCUAAAAUCCCGAGAGACAGGUUGCAGCGUUAUAUGAACUAUCGCUCACACAAGAUUGCUUGGGGUAAAACUGCUUAUAGAAUCUUGAUGAGAAGUGUAAAAAGUUUGAGUGCAAGUUCCUGGACAGGAGAUAGUUAUGAAGUGAGUGGUUUUGCGCUAGCCAUAAAUCUGUGGGCAAUGUCAUCAGUGAAUGUGCUUGGUAAAUCUUUGGGAAAGCCAUGCGAGACAUCCUCUUCUUCUGAUCCGUUGUGUCUACAUUGGGACUCAACAAGAACUCCGACAAUAGCUGAAGUGUUAGAGCUGGAGAAGAUAAACAAUGUUGAGGUUAGCACAGUGAUUGGAUUGGCUGAGGAAUACAAACAUUUGGUGGGGGCAACACAUAGUGACGAUGCUGACUUUCACAGUGUUGUGAAACUAGUUCAACAAGGAUACAAAAUGAGGAGAAGCGAUUGGGAGAAAGGUUUUGUGGAUAUGUUUGUUGCAACAGAAGAUAUAGGUCAACAACGCAAGACAAAAGACGAAGAUGCAGAGCAUGGUGAAGAUCUGAACCAUAAUGAAGAUGAAGAGGAAAAGAAAGAUGAAGAGGAAAAGACAGAUGAAGAGGAAAAUAAAGAUGAAGAGUAUCAAAAGGAUAAGGAGCAAAGAAAAGAUAAAAAUCAUUCCAUGUCUAACAGCGAGAAACUUGAUAAGCUAAUCCAAAUGGUUCGUGAUUUGGAUAAGCGAGUAGUAAUGAUCCAGAAUGUUUUAGGAGUUAAGUUUAACGACAGUUCACCAAACAAAGAAGAUUGUGAAAAUGGAGCUAGUUCUGGUGAUAGAAGAAGUGCACAAGAUUAUGAAAAUGAAGAAGAUACAAUUAAUGAAGAAGCAAACUCUGAUGAUAAAAAAAAUGCACCAGAUGAUGAAAAUGAAGAAGAUACAAUUGCUGAAGCAGCAAACUCUGAAGAUACAAUUGCUGAAGAAGCAAACUCUGGCGAUGGAAGAAGUGCACUGGAUGAUGAAAAUGAAAAAGAGAUAUGUGAUGAAGAAGCAAAAUCUGGUACAGAGCAUCAAAGGGAAGAAGAGAAUAUUCUUGGGGAAAUUGAGACUACACAAAAAAUCACUCAAGACGAAGACACAGAAAAACUUGAAUCAGAAAGUUGCUUGAAACAAACGUCGCAGGUUACGUCGCCUACUCCAACAUUCAAUACUCCAAACUUUGAUACAAGGGUUUCAUCGCCUAAUCCAACAUUUACGUCUCCUAAGUUUGAUCUCCUUUCCCAAGAAAGUCAUAGUGGAAAGGGUACAAAUGAGGUAUUUUAUAAAGCUUUAUAAACUAUUUCAUGAUCGUUAAGGUCUCUUAAACAAUGAGGCAUAGCUAAGAUUUACACUGUUUCUGUUGCCAUCAAUUCCAAAAUCUUCUAAAACAGCCACAAUCAAAUCAUUGUAGCUGAUAUCUUCAUGAAUCAUACUAAGAGAGGAUCCUCGUUGAUCAUCCACUAUGAAAUCCCAGUGAAUUCCAUUUAUUAGUUUCCAUUCUCCACAUAUAGAACAAAUUUCGAACACCAUAACCUGAUUAUAAAGAACAUGGGUAUUAGAGAAGGAAUGAUCAACAAGAUAUAUCAAUAAGAAAAAUACAUAAAACUAUAUUCCUCAUAGCUAAAAAUUUAUAAGGUUUUAUAAAUCUGAGAUUCGAAAACUUCAUGAGAAAAAUUCGUCUCCUUCCCAGAAACCGAUCGAUUUUGAGAAACCAAGCAAAAAUUACAGAAAAGAGACGAAAAUCACUUUGUUACGUUCGUGAAGAGAGAUUGAUUCGAUUGAGCUUGUAGUCUACGCCAAAUCUCGUCGGACGUCAAUGUCGCCUGAAUAAUCAAAUCUCGCCGGUGAAAAUGGCUGAAGUCGUCGAAACUCUCUCGACGGAUCGAAUCUCUCUCGCCGGAAUCGAUCUCUCUCGCCGGAAUCGAUCUCUCUCGAAGGAAUCGAUCUCUCUCGCCGGAAUCGAUCUCUCGUUGGAAUCUCUCGAUCGCCGGAAUCAAUCUCUCGAUUAGGGGUUUUUGAAUUUUCAAUUUCUUGUGGGAGAAGACUUAUGUUUAUGUUUGAUUAAAUAAGGGUAUAAUGGUACUUUACCUACUAAAAUUUUAAAGGUAAAUUUGAAAAGUGUAAAGUUGAAAAGUGGUAUUAGGAAAGUGGUAUUAGUGGCAAUUCCCCAUUAAU